AUGAAAGCGUUGGCCACGUAUGCUUUGUUCUGGAUUUUGUGGUCUAGCAACCACAUUGGCUUGAAAUGUGAGGAGCGUAAAUUUCGAAUAAACUUGGAUGAGUUUUCGGUAAAAUACAAGGUACGCGAUUUGAUCGAGAAUAUUGAUUUCCGCAUCGUUCAUCUUAACAAUCGGAGUUAUGUUAACGGUGAGAUGAAACUAAAGUCCGAUGUCGAGGAUAUAUUAAUGCACACAACCAUGGAUUUUUGGAAGUCCAGUAAUAAGAAGAAACUCAAACUCUACGAUGGUCGCAUGGAUGCAUGUCAAUUUUUAAAAACUGCUCACCGGAAUGGAUUGUUUAAUAUUUACGUGAAGAGCUUCAGAAAGCAUGUAAAUGCUAAUCUAGCGUGUCCUUUAAAAAUGAACUACAGUUAUACUUUAAGAAACUGGCAUAUGGAUGAGCAGGAUCUUCCUCCUUUCGUUCCUUUUGGUACAUUUCGCACCUUAACCGAGUAUUUUACCCAAGACCGAUUGGGAUUGCGGAUCGUCACGCAAGGCAAAGUGGUUCCCAAUAAGUAA
Drosophila takahashii is the source of this 558-nucleotide messenger RNA. RefSeq lists its product as uncharacterized. Lineage: Eukaryota; Metazoa; Arthropoda; Insecta; Diptera; Drosophilidae. The record is from RefSeq and is a predicted model, not a curated record.